AUAUAGAGAUGAAUUAUGAGAGAUUUUUUGUUUCUUUGUGGGGAUGUUUUUCCUUCUGGAGCCCAUAGCUGCUGCCUUGUGGGAUCAUCAAGUUUCAACCUUACUGAUUGGCUCUCUCUCUCUCUCUAUCUCUCUCUCUCUCUCCCCCGUCGCCUUCCUUUUGAACACAAGUUUUUUUUCUUCUUUUAACAAGACUCUACUAGUCCUCUCUUUCUCAUGCUCUUAUUUAGUAUUAUAGCCAACUAGAGCAACUUGAUCACCAGAAAGACAAUAUAUGUUGAGGGUUUCGUUUGGAAGAAACAAAGAAAGCAAUUUAGCGCUAUAUAUACAAGAGCUGAAAAAGAAAAGAAAAAAAACUUUCAUGUAUUGUAUUGAAGAAAAGCUGAGAGAGGUAUAUAUAUAUAUAUAGCUAGCUAGCUUUGCUAUAGUAUAAUCAAAUUCUCAAAAGAAAAAAGAGUCUUUUUCCCCAGUUGGCCUCUCAUGUGUUUUCUCUCAUAUUCUCAUCCCUAUAAUUACUGAUUAGCUCAUAUAGCUACCUAGCUAGGUAGAUCGAUCGCUGAUUCUCUUCAUCCAUAUAUAUAAUUGGAUCCUUAUUCAGAAUAUCUCUGAUCAUCAGUCUCAAACCAUCCGUAUCCAUCGAUCCAUUAUUACCCCUUUAAUUAUAUAUAUAUAUCUAUAAUUAAUAUACAUGUUAUGUUAGGGGUCAAUAACAUUUGUUCGUCUUCGGAGCCCUUUUCUUGCUUAAUGGAGAAUACCAAUAUAAUUAGCAGCAACAACAACAAUAAGAGGAAGAGAAGACCAGCAGGAACUCCAGAUCCGGAUGCGGAAGUAGUGUCACUGUCGCCGAAGACGCUACUGGAAUCGGACCGGUAUGUGUGUGAGAUCUGCAACCAAGGGUUCCAGAGGGACCAGAACCUGCAGAUGCACAGGCGGAGGCACAAGGUGCCGUGGAAGCUGCUGAAGAGGGAAACCCCGGCGGGAGUGGUGAGGAAGAGGGUGUUCGUGUGCCCUGAGCCCAGUUGUCUGCACCACGAUCCCUGCCAUGCCCUGGGCGACCUCGUUGGUAUCAAGAAACACUUUCGGAGAAAACACAGCAACCACAAGCAGUGGGUCUGUCAGCGUUGCUCCAAGGCCUAUGCUGUCCACUCUGAUUUCAAGGCCCAUCUCAAGACCUGCGGCACCCGCGGCCACUCUUGCGACUGCGGCCGAGUUUUCUCUAGAGUGGAGAGCUUCAUCGAGCACCAAGAUGCAUGCACCAUGGGGCGUCUGAGGUCAGAAUCACAUGCUUUGCAGCCGGCAGCAUGCUUGUCCCGAACAGCUUCAAGCCCCAGUCCUUCGAGCACUGACACCAAUUUGGCUAUGCCCAUGAAUACUACAACUAGCAAUAAUCCUUCAGACACUACUACUACUCCUGCACUAGUAAUCCUCACCAGUAGUAUCCGCUCUCCUCAAAUUCCAAUCCUAUCCAAAACUACCAGCACUACAAGCAGUACUAAUCCACGCUUCCACAACUUAGAUCUUCAGCUCUCCACCACCACCACCACUACUACAACCAUGUCAAAUCCUACACUCGACGAAAACCAGCCAUCGCCUAAGACAGACAACAAUCAUCAGGAAAAUCAGUACUCUACUCAGUUGCAGCUCUCAAUAGGCUCAUCGGAUUUCGGGGAAAAGAAUGAAUCGAAUACUAAUAAUAAUAUUAAUCACAAAAGCUCCCCACGAGAGAGCAUGAUGAGUAGUACCACUACUACUACUAUGGCCAAUUGCAACAAUAUGGAGAAGACGCGGUUGAUGAAGGAAGAAGUGAGAGAGCAGCUGAGAGUGGCGAUGGCCGAGAAGAGCUAUGCGGAGGAGGCGAGGCAGCAAGCGAAGCGGCAGAUAGAGCUGGCGGAGAAGGAAUUUGCCAACGCCAAGAGGAUUAGACAACAGGCGCAAUCGGAAUUGGACAAGGCACAAGCUCUCAAGGAACACGCCAUGAAGCAACUCAACUCCACUCUUCUCCAACUCACUUGCCACGCUUGUAAGCACCACUUCCAUAAUAAUGCAAGAACUCUCUCUUACAUCAUAGCCACUACGUCCUCGGAUUGUGCUCAAACACUCGACAACGAUCGUACUACUCAUAUUCUUCCAAGAUCAGAUCAUCGUCUUGGAAAAUCGGCCACUAUUAAUAACCCAUCGUAGGUUUUUGUUUUUUUUUUCUUCUUUUUUUCCCAAUGUCCCCUUUAGCUCUAUGAUUAUAUAUCAUAUGUUGAUGACCUUUUUCUCUUUUUUGGUAAUUUAAUUUCUAUAUAUUUUUACAGUGUAUAACAUGGUAUCAUGAAAUGUGGGUAAUUUGUAGUAGUUGAUCGAUCGAGUGUACGUACUCUUGUAUCCAUCUAGCAAGUGCUUCAUCAUAUCAAUUCCGUGAUAUUGUGUUGUUUAUCA
This is a messenger RNA of Humulus lupulus (European hop), 2424 nucleotides long. Its product is annotated as zinc finger protein SHOOT GRAVITROPISM 5-like. Gene Ontology annotation, cellular component: nucleus. Bases 694 to 2181 code for a protein of 495 amino acids. Gene Ontology annotation, molecular function: DNA-binding transcription factor activity. Lineage: Eukaryota; Viridiplantae; Streptophyta; Magnoliopsida; Rosales; Cannabaceae. The record is from RefSeq and is a predicted model, not a curated record. The transcript has 3 exons.